Molecule: messenger RNA, 1314 nt
Organism: Raphanus sativus (radish)
Lineage: Eukaryota; Viridiplantae; Streptophyta; Magnoliopsida; Brassicales; Brassicaceae
Exons: 10
Coding region: 1-1314 (437 amino acids)
Biological process (GO): DNA replication; DNA recombination; DNA repair
Cellular component (GO): nucleus
Molecular function (GO): DNA binding
Source: RefSeq, a predicted model, not a curated record
AUGUCUUCUUUCAGCAGUGUAACUGAUCUCAAACCUUUCAAAUCCAUGUGGAAGAUAAAGGUUAAGAUCGUUCGUCUUUGGAAGCAGUAUUCCCCUGCAGGAGGAUUAACAAUGGAGAUGGUCGUCGUCGACUCUAACGGAACGAAAAUUCAUGCUUCCGUGAAGAAGGAAUUGGUGAAUCGAUUUGAUCCCGUUCUGUCACAGGGUGAUUCGAAGAUUCUCAUCAACUUCUCAGUUGGUCACUCAUAUGGUUCGUACCGAACUACUAACCAUCCAUACAAGAUUUCUUUCCUUGAAACCACACGUGUGAGAAACUGCGAGUUGCCUAUUGUGGUUUCUGGGUUUGAUCCUGUAAACUACCGUGAUAUUCUUGAUGGGUCGCUCAAUUCGGACUACUUGGUUGAUGUCAUUGGGCAAAUUGUUGAAGUAUCUCCAAUUGAAGUUCUCUCAAUCAAUGGUAAAGAGACAAACAAGAUGGCCUUGGAACUAAGAAAUGCCGGAUUUGGGAAAAUCAAAGUUUGGAAAGAUGAACGCAGUAUAUCAAAUGCAUACAAUGUCUCCGAAGUGCAACUAAAUCCACCCAUGUCUGAAGUUCAAGAUUUUCUUGCAGUGUUGCCCAAGGACGAAUUGUCUUUAGUAAUUGUCGAGACAAAGCCAUUGUCUAUUUCCUCUGGUGUUUUUGAAAAGGAUGAUUUUUUUAUACACACCCCAAGAAAAACCAUUGCUCAGCUUUCUGAAUCUAGAGAGGUUGAGAAGUGUAUUGUGAUGUGCACCAUUGCAGGCAUUGAUCCUGAUAUGGGAUGGUAUUAUUUAAGCUGCAAAGUCUGUGCGAAGAAGGUUUUGAAUGUGCCGAAUGACGCUGUCGAUGAUGAGGAUGAUGAAAAUCCCAUGAUGUUCAGCUACUAUUGUUCUAAAUGCCAAGUUUCGAAUCCUAAACUUCUACCAAGAUACAAGCUGCAUUUGAUUGUUGUUGACAGCACCGGCACUUCGAAGUUCCUCCUAUUCGAUAAUCUUGCAAUUCAGUUAAUUCAUCAGCCUUGCAUUGAAUUGGUUGGACCGAAUGUUGAUGAGAUCGAGGAACCGGAUGCUAUACCUCUUCCUCUUCUGAAUUUGGUUGGAAAGACAUAUUUGUUCAAGGGUUCUCUCAUGGUAUCUCCUGCGUCUUCUGGUGAAGGAGAAGGAAGUGAUAUCACUCCCGCAAAACGCAUAGGAACACCUAUUGUUAACUUGGAGGAAGCAUUUGAUCAGAGUUCUGUUACAAGGACACCAUGUACAACUCGAAUCAAGAAGGAAAAGCCUGAUAAAAGUGGCUGA